Clupea harengus (Atlantic herring) is the source of this 1404-nucleotide messenger RNA. RefSeq names its product advanced glycosylation end product-specific receptor-like. The coding region runs from base 274 to 1041 and encodes 255 amino acids. The transcript has 5 exons. NCBI's taxonomy places the organism in Eukaryota, Metazoa, Chordata, Actinopteri, Clupeiformes, Clupeidae. The record is from RefSeq and is a predicted model, not a curated record.
AUUGAAUGUUCCAUCUUUGUUUUUUUGGAACAUGAACUUCCCAUCCAGAAAGUCCUCAGGUUCAUCAGAAUUAUCCAUGUUGUUUGUUUGUUUGGAUAGCAGCUGCCGUCUGACUGCAUUAGAAACUGCGACUAGUGCAGAUUGGGUGGAAUUAUGGGUAUAUUGAAUUAAAUGCGUUAAAAAAAAUAACGCAUUAAUCCUGUAAUUUAAUCAUAACGCGUUAUCGCGUUAUUUUUCACAGCUCUACUUAUUAGGUGUUUUUAUUCUAAUCCCAUGUCUCCAGUCUCUCCAAAGAACACCUCAGUGUCUGUCAGACCUGAUGUGAUAACAAAGGGUAGUUCAGUGAAUUUGACCUGCAGCAGUGAUGCCAACCCACCAGUGGAGAUCUACACCUGGUUUAAGGUGGGUGAGUCCACUCCAGUAGGAUCAGGACAGCAGUACAGCAUCACUAACAUCAGCUCUGAGGAUGGAGGACAGUACUACUGUGAGGCCAAGAAUGAACAUGGAGCAGACAACUCCUCGACUGUGUCCAUCACAGUUACUGAUCAUGGAGACCAUAGAGACCAUAGUCCUGUAGUGUAUGUGGUAACAGGAGUCUCAGUCUGUGGAGCUGCAGGUCUGUUCUGUGUGCUGGUCUGGAUUAGGUUCCACAAGACUUAUACAAGAGAGAGCAAGAAACCGCUGGAUCAGAAUAAUGUCCAGCCCAAGCGCUCCAGAGAGACUGCAGGAGGAGCAGAGGAUGAUGUUCAGUACUCCACCAUCCAGCCCCACGGCUCCAGAAAGACUGCAGGAGGAGCAGAGGAUGAUGUUCAGUACUCCACCAUCCAGCCCCACGGCUCCAGAAAGACUGCAGGAGGAGCAGAGGAUGAUGAGUACUCCACUAUCCAGCCCCACGGCUCCAGAGAGACUGCAAGAGCUCAGGGGGACGAUGUCCAGUACGCCAGCCUCCAGUUCAAAAAGGCCCGUGUUGCAUAUGGUUCUACUGGUCAACCAGAGGGGGAGAUGUCUGUGAUCUACAGCACUGUGGAAACCAGAACAUGAGGGGAACCCAUCUAACCCAGCCGGUGGUCAGGGGAAAGAGCAGAGCAACACAGUGUAUGCACCUUCUAGACAAGUUUGUAACUGAAAGUCAUUUUCCAUUUCCUUGCAAUACUGUCAUUUGGAGUACGCUUUUUCUAAAUAAACCCUCUCUGCCUAGCAAUUUUAUAACCAUGACAUUUAGGAAACAUAAAGGAGACCAGUUUAAAAAAAGUGUCCGUAUUGCCUUUUAAAGAUCUAUUGCAUUAAUGUUUCUACAGAGCUCAUGUAAUUUUGCCAAUAAUUGUUUUCCAGUAUUUGGUAAAUAAAAUUAAUUCAACUUUGCUUUUCUGUCUUGAUAUUCUUUUUUUUCAUUUUCCAUAUCCA